Coregonus clupeaformis (lake whitefish) is the source of this 3531-nucleotide messenger RNA. Its product is annotated as kremen protein 1-like. Lineage: Eukaryota; Metazoa; Chordata; Actinopteri; Salmoniformes; Salmonidae. The record is from RefSeq and is a predicted model, not a curated record. Gene Ontology annotation, biological process: multicellular organism development. The transcript has 11 exons. Gene Ontology annotation, cellular component: plasma membrane. The coding region runs from base 310 to 1719 and encodes 469 amino acids.
UGUCUUGUGUCUGUGUGUGUAUAUGUGUGUGUGUGUGUGUUUGUGUGUGGUUAGACCUGCCUGCCUUGGAGUUCGCUUCAGACUUCUGACGCGGACUUGGAACGACACCUCCACACAAAACGACUGGCCGCAUCAGUCUGCACCAGGCUGCGUUCAGAACAACAGUUCACCUGUGUCCGAAGUUCCGAACACUCCUCGCACGGAACACGACCGUAACCUACCCAAGACAAGACCCGCUCUCUCUGUCUCUCUCUCGCUUCCUCUCUCUCUCUCGCUCGCUCGCUCUCCUUCUCUCUCAAGACUUGAGCGAUGGAUUCAUUUUUGACAAUCACGGCUGCCCUUCUACUAGUUGGUUCUUUAUCUUCGACCGCUUCGAGACAGUUCGACACUGAAUGUUACACAGCCAACGGAGAGGACUACAGGGGCUGGCAGAACCAGACGAGCCUCCUGGGGGGCAAGCCCUGCCUCUUCUGGAACGAAACCUUCCAGCACCCCUACAACACCCUCAAGUACCCCAAUGGAGAGGGGGGUCUUGGCAGCCACAACUACUGCAGGAACCCUGACGGUGAUGUCCAGCCAUGGUGUUACAUCGCUGACCAUGAAGACGGAAUCUACUGGAGAUACUGUGACAUACCCACCUGUCAGAUGCCUGGCAACCUAGGCUGUUUUAAGGACAGUGGCGACCCUCCCACCCUGACUGGGAGCAGUGAGACCUCUAACAAACUCACCAUCCAGAACUGCAUCAGCUUCUGCCGCAAACAGAGAUACACACUUGCUGGAAUGGAGUCGGGUUAUGCCUGUUUCUGUGGCAACGACCUGGACCUGCAUCGCCAUGGCGAGGCGCCCAGCAUGGAAUGCAACCAUGUGUGUUUCGGUGACCACACCCAGCCUUGUGGGGGAGAUGGAUGGGUCAUCAUCUUCGACACUCGAGUGGGGGCAUGUGGGGGUAACUACUCUGCCCCCUCUGGGGUGGUCUACUCCCCUGACUUCCCUGAUAAGUACGGGGCCGGGAGGGUCUGCUACUGGACUGUCCAGGUCCCUGGGGCCUCCGUGAUCCUGUUCAACUUCACCUUCUUUGACAUCUCGGACCAGACGGAUAUGGUGGAGCUACUGAAUGGCUACACCAACCAGGUGGUGGCGAGGUUUGACGGCCGCUCCCCUCCCCGGGAGCUGGUCAACGUCACUGGAGACUUCGUUGUCCUCUACUUCUACUCAGACCGAACCAACCAGGCACAGGGCUUUGCUGUCACGUAUCAAGCUCUGAGAAGCCUGGACACCAGACCUAUGGAUGAGGAAGAGGAGGAGGAGGAAGAGGACACCAGUACGGUGGAGCCUCAGCUUGGGGGAGUAACGGAGAAGACUAACGGUCGCUCCUCACAGAUCCUCUACGUGAUAACAUCCAGUCCUGGUAAAUCGGACCACAACAUGCCAGGUCAGUGGGUCGGACCCAACGGGACCAACGGACACACCUCUAAGUGGACCAUCUACACUCUGGCUGCUCUCCUGACUCUGACAGUCAUAGUCAUGGUAACCAAACUACUGCUGCAUAUCACAGUCAAAUCUCCCAACAUCCCGACCAUCAGUGGUUCAGAGAGCUGCAGCGGCCAGAGUGCUGGGUCUGAGCCCUGGAUCAUCCUUUACCAGCCCUCCACCAUCUCUCUCUUCAAGAAGAAGCUAAAGAACCACCACGGAGACCUCAGCCCUCUGGUGGGCAACUAGGGAACUGCAGCCUGGUAUACUACCGCCAUCAGUACUAAACCCUGUACCGGGGCCUACCCUACCAGAGCAAGCCACAGAGCUAGCCGCCCCAAACCAAUGAGACUCUAUGGGGCACUGAGCUACAAAGCUAACAUGCUAACUAAUGACUGAUUCACUGACUCACUGAGUGACUACUACCAAAUGGUCCAGACAGGGCUGUCUGUGUCUGCUGUGUACAAGGCAGGAGAGGAGAGUAGAUGUACAAACAGCUCAAGGUGGACAUUUUACUGCAGGGCACUCAUCUUCUUGGGGUUCUACUUCCAUUGUCCCUCCAUGGAUGUCUGAGAGAUCAUUGAAGUCCUCCUUUAGAGACAGUGGUUGGCUGGGGCCAAAGCAGAUUCCAGUUUCCACAGGACUCCUCCAGAAUGCAGGCCUUCCAUUGUAACUGUGUCCCAGUGGGGCACAAAAUGGCAGACUACUCAUCUCUCCUUGUUUUAAUAAUCUGCAAACAACAAAGGGAGCCAUGCAUAUUCCCUAUCAGUGACUGUAACUGGUGUCUCACAUAGAAAAAGGGGGUUGAAUCCUGAUCAUUAUCAAGGGACGAGGACACCAACCCCUUCAUAUUACAGUACAUGUAACUCUAACUCAGUACAAUUAAUACCACUAUGGACAAUCGGCAGUUAUUGAACCACAACAGCCAGACAGCCUGAAAGGGAACCCCCUCUCCUCUCAGAUAGCAUUGAGUUACCUGUGACCGUGUUGUGUUAUGUAGGCCAGCCAGCAGCUCUGUGUUUGAGAUAUAUAGAGAGAAGAGAGUCCCUCUCCUCCUGAGGUGAUACACCUGUUCUAUCUGGAGCCAGGAGAAUCGAUACCAUGAGUAAGUCACAAAGAAAGAAAGUGUGUGCGGUUGCUGCAUAUGCCCGGCAUGAAUAACCAAAUCAACAACAAAAAAAGAGAGAUAAAUGAAGAUAAAAAAAGAACACUUGCUCGCUCCCUCGCUCUCUCUCUCUCCCACACUGCCUCUGGAGGAAACCAUAUCAGAAGUCUCUCCCAUGAUGGAUGGAGGGGGGAGAGGGAAGAAGGAGGGAAACCGAGGGAGUAGAAAGGUAGAGGAUAGGGGAGGAGGGUGGGGUGUAAUUUAACAACUGCUGUUUAAAGGUCCCGAACAGUCAUUCUGAUUCCCAUGUAAAAUAGCCUUUUGAGUGACUAAAAUAUCACCCAUAAUAUUUGUGGGGAUAGAAAGGCUUGUGGAUGGCUAACUACGAGGAAGGCUGAGUGGGUGGGGAGCAUAUAUUCAUGAGCUCGCCUUGACUUGACAGCUCUUUGAAACGCCUAUGUCAAGAAACUUGAAUGCAAUGAACAGUGUUGCAGUAAAAUCAUCUCAAGCUAAUUUGAUGUUACACAAAGCAACUCAAACAACAUUGAAAUUGCAUCAAUGAUGUCAAAUGGUUUAUACCUCUCCCGUUUGGCAUGUAUCUUGUGAUGCGGUUCACAGCAGCACUGACGGAUGUGUUGACAUGACAACUGCGUCAGAGUUUUGAAAGACCCUCCCCCCUUUUAUUCCCUGCUAGCUGAAGACCUAGCUAGCCAGUAAUUAGCUAACACCAGACACAGAUGAAAGGGGAGACAUAUAAUUAUAUUUUCCAUAGAUGAAUAGGGUAAACUUUUAAUUAUAUUUGCUGAUACCCUACAGUCAAAUUAUGGCUCCAGUAGAGUAUCUAUCUAGCUAUAUAAACCAUUCCCCUCUGCAAACACACUUUCUCCGAUGUUGGUUACAAGGCGGUACUUAUUUAAAUUAGGUAAGAGAAUAUCAUGUUACCAUUGGUGUAUUAA